Molecule: messenger RNA, 462 nt
Organism: Amoebophrya sp. A120
Lineage: Eukaryota; Dinophyceae; Syndiniales; Amoebophryaceae
Source: the annotation of a GenBank genome assembly
GGCAGGCGCCCGCCAUUCUGCCCGGGCCGGGUCGUCGGCUUCGUUUGUAUGUUGGUUGGCGUGCAAAGUCCUCUGCUUUUUGUUCGGCGGGCUACCAAGGGCGCUGGGCAGAGAAGUAGCUGGCGCGGCCGGUGUUUCGUGUUGCCGCGGUCUCUCUAGCGUAUUGGCAUGCCCACCAACACGCCGUGGGCUGCGCCUGUGUUAGAUUAAAGCAGCCAGUACACCAAUCCGGGGGUUGGAAUGGGGUAGCGCCGCCCUCGUCGUUUGCUCCUAGUGUGCGUGGUUGCCAGCGAGGCAGGUUUCGCUUGCAGGCCCUUCCCGUCCUGAGUGCCCCGGUGUCGGCUUGCCUGCGUGAAGGCAAAUCUUAGCUUGCCGCCCGGACGAGGGUGGCGAGCUCAUCGACCCUAUGAGCAGCAGUGGCAGCAGCUAUGAGUCGCAAGAAAAGCUUGGCGCACCCAGCAC